Manacus vitellinus (golden-collared manakin) is the source of this 1378-nucleotide messenger RNA. Its product is annotated as hydrocephalus-inducing protein-like. Gene Ontology annotation, cellular component: axoneme. Gene Ontology annotation, biological process: axonemal central apparatus assembly; cilium movement. The record is from RefSeq and is a predicted model, not a curated record. Lineage: Eukaryota; Metazoa; Chordata; Aves; Passeriformes; Pipridae. The annotation marks the transcript as partial. The transcript has 9 exons.
AUCAUCAUGAGUUAUUUUUUCAGAGUUGAGCUGCCCGAGUACAUCCUGGACAUGGGCACUGUUGUUCAGGGUUACAGUAAAAGCUGCACUGUGAAGAUCACCAACACCUGGAGGUACCCAGUGGCCGUCCAGGCCAAUGAACGUGCCCUGUGUGACACAGGUUUCAGCAUAUACCUGGAGCCCGUGGAGUUCCUGAUCUACGGCACCAGCAAACGGUUUCAAGUGAACUUUGCAAGUGCCAACCUGCCCGUGGGAAAGGUGGAUGUGCUCCUGCCCAUCAAGGUAGAGAAAGGCCCCACACUGCACAUCCGCCUCCGUGCCACUGUGAUUCAGCUGCUGCUCAGCCUCUCCAGGAACAGACUCCAGUUCCCCGAUGUCCAGGUUGGGCAGUGCUGGUGUGAAACAGUCCGGCUUUACAACUGGUUCAGCGCGCCCUGUGAAUGGUUCCUCACUGUCAACAAACCUGCCAAGAAGGUGGACAAACGUUUGACACCGGCCGUGCGUCAGAAGGAGCUCCAGGCUGCGAAGGAUGAUUCCCGUGUCUUUCAGUGGAAGGCCCGGGAGGGAACCCUCUAUGGUAGAGAGUGGUGUGACCUGCAGAUCCAGUUUUCCCCCCUGGAAGAGAAGUCCUACAAAACCGAGCUGAAGAUCAGCGUUCGUGGGAACAGCCAGCUCCUCGUGCUGCACAUCUCAGGACAGGGUCUGGAGCCACGGCUGGAGUUCAGCCCCACGGAGAUCAAGCUGGGAGCGGUGCUUCCGUGCGGCCCUGAGCUGGAGAGGACAGUGGUGGUGAAGAACCCCUGCGAGUUCCCCAUUGAAUUUUACUCCCUGGAGUUUGACGAGGAGUACCGUGAGGAGGAGAAGAUCCUGCGGACGCUGGAGGAGUUUGGAGACCGGACGGCCGUGGUGAUGCCUCCACGCGCUGUGGGUGAGAAGCUGCCCCCAGAGGUGCUGGAAUAUUAUGAAAAAUGGAAGAAGAUGGAGGCUCUGGGUCAAGAGAUGUUCAAGCGCAAGGAAGAAUCAGGCGAGGACAAUGCAGCACUUCAAGAGAGCAUCAGGUUGUUGAAGGACAUGGUGGACGAGUGUGACAGGCCCAUCCGUCAGGCCGUCAGGCGCUACCUCGACACCAAUCCCGUUGGAGAAGAGCUCAAAGCCCAAAUGCCCAGAGGGAUUGCCAUCAUCGUCUAUGGGACCCCCCGGACAGGAAAGACAAGGGCGGCGGCCGCCCUGUCCAAGUAUUACAGUGCCGCCUGCUUGUCCCUGGCCGAGGGGGUGACAGAAGCCAUGUCGGACGAGCGCAGCUCGGCGGGGCGCCGUGCCCGGGAGCUGUGCGUCGAGGCUGCCCGUCAGCAAAGAGCCAGGAGGGAACAGAUGCCGG